CCAAAACUUCAAGGCGUUGUGUUCCUUGUUUGAGGUUAUUUUAUGAUAUUUUGUUAAAAUAAUUAAAUUACAUAAAUCUAAGGGAUGUCGUUGCCUCCAGCGAGUGGUACUGGCAGAUAUUUUGCUAGGGCCGCUAAAUCUAUACGCUUGAUCCGUCAGGGAUGUACGAACAGGCCAUUUUAUCAUAUUUCUGUUACUCAUCGAAGGAGACUGAACAGUCAGCCAGUGAUUGAACAACUGGGCUCAUACGAUCCCAUGCCAAACAUAAACAAUGAGAAACUAGUAGCUUUGAAUUUGGAACGAGUCAAAUACUGGCUGGGCCAAGGUGCUCAUGUUUCAAAUCCUGUUGCUGAACUUCUUGGAUUAUCUGGCUUUUUCCCUAUCCACCCUCGAUCCUACAUGACAGCUUGGAGGAACAGAAAGACAGAGAGAGAGAAUUUAGCCAAGUUAGAGGAAGAGAAGGCUAAAGAGAGUGCUUCAUCAUAAUACCUU
Messenger RNA from Spodoptera exigua (beet armyworm), 492 nucleotides. NCBI's taxonomy places the organism in Eukaryota, Metazoa, Arthropoda, Insecta, Lepidoptera, Noctuidae. The record is from the annotation of a GenBank genome assembly.